Molecule: messenger RNA, 2306 nt
Organism: Chrysochloris asiatica (Cape golden mole)
Lineage: Eukaryota; Metazoa; Chordata; Mammalia; Afrosoricida; Chrysochloridae
Gene: ZNF385A
Product: zinc finger protein 385A
Exons: 8
Coding region: 50-1213 (387 amino acids)
Cellular component (GO): nucleus
Molecular function (GO): nucleic acid binding; zinc ion binding
Source: RefSeq, a predicted model, not a curated record
GGCCCCCGGGACAGAGCGACGAGGAACCCCGGGCUCCUGGGUCCCCAGCAUGAUCCUCGGCAGCCUGAGCCGGGCAGGGCCCCUCCCUCUGCUACGGCAGGCCCCCAUCAUGCAGCCUCCACUGGACCUCAAGCCAAUCCUGCCGUUCCCACUGGAGCCAGCCCCCACCCUUGGCCUCUUCAACAACUACAGCGCAAUGGAUCCUGUGCAAAAGGCUGUGCUGUCCCACACUUUUGGAGGACCCUUGCUCAAGACCAAGCGGCCCAUCAUUUCCUGUAAUGUCUGUCAGAUCCGAUUCAAUUCUCAGAGCCAGGCUGAAGCGCACUACAAGGGUAAUCGCCAUGCCCGGCGAGUCAAAGGCAUUGAGGCUGCCAAGACCCGAGGCAGAGAGCCUGGUGUCCGCGAACCUGGAGACCCAGCUCCCCCAGGCAGCAACCCUCCAAAUGGCGAUGGCAUAGUAGCUCCCCAUCCAGUUUCCAUGGAGAAUGGAAUGGGUCCAGACCCAGGAUCCCCAGAAAAACAGCCUGGCUCCCCAUCCCCUCCCAGUGUUCCGGAGACUAACCGGGGUGCAGCCAAGGGUGAAGGGGGGACCCCAGCCCCAGCUUCCCUGCCUGGGGGUAGCAAGGAAGAAGAGGAAAAGGCCAAGAGGCUGCUCUACUGUGCUCUGUGCAAGGUGGCUGUGAACUCCCUGUCCCAACUUGAGGCUCAUAACAAAGGUACUAAGCACAAGACAAUUCUAGAGGCACGCAGUGGGCUGGGUCCUAUCAAAGCUUAUCCUCGCCUGGGGCCUCCCACCCCUGGGGAGUCAGAAGCCCCUGCCCAGGACCGAACCUUCCACUGUGAGAUCUGCAAUGUCAAGGUCAACUCAGAGGUCCAACUGAAACAGCACAUCUCCAGCCGGCGGCACCGAGACGGCGUUGCUGGAAAGCCCAACCCGCUACUGAGCCGUCACAAGAAGCCUAGGGGUGCUGGAGAGCUGGCGGGCACACUGACUUUCUCUAAGGAGCUGCCCAAGUCUCUGGCUGGUGGGCUGCUCCCCAGCCCUCUGGCGGUGGCUGCAGUGAUGGCGGCAGCAGCAGGCUCCCCACUGUCCCUGCGCCCGGCCCCAGCGGCACCUCUUCUCCAGGGACCUCCGAUCACGCACCCCCUGCUCCAUCCAGCCCCCGGGCCCAUCCGAACUGCGCACGGACCCAUCCUCUUCUCCCCUUACUGACCUCAACCCUGAACCCCCUCCCAUUCUACCCCCCACCUCCAGCCGGGACCCAGGCCUCCGGGCUCCCAGCCCGCCCCUCCUCCUGGCACUCCCUGAAUGAUCUCUCUCCUUCCCCCCCACCCCGAGGUACGGGGUUCCAGGAAUGGGGAGGAGCAGUGGGGGAGGGGGGCUUCAGAAGGGGAGAUACCCCAGAUCUCAGGGAACCCCGCCCCCUGCCCUUCCCUCUCCCCUAGAAAAGGGGGGGCCGUCUCACUUCGAGCCCCCUUAGAGACACCCCCCCUCCCAAAAGCCAUGUCCAUCCAACCCUUCCCCCUCAAACCUAGCACAAAACGGGGUUCACAAGCCAUGGUCGGGGUCCAGGGGCAGAAAUGGAUUUUCUUGGCAAUAAGCGGACUCUGGGACUCCGGCCCCCUACCCCCAAACUGAAGCGCUUCCGUGAACACCCCCAUCCCAACCUCUUCAGGGGGAGGGAGGCAGGUGGGAUCCUGAGUCCCUCACAAGCACUUUGGUUUUACUGCCUGCGACCUCACUGUGCCCGCCCCGCAUCAUGCCCCAGCCCCAGCUCUAGCCGGGCACAUCGCAGGGAGCAGCACUUGGGGGCAUCUCUGGCACUUGGGUGGGACCAAGGAGAUGUCCUCAUAACCCUCCCUUUCCUUUUUCCUCCCCCAUCCGGGUUCCAUUCUUUUCACCAGCACCCAUCGCCCUAGGGGUACCGAGGGGGGCACGGGGUGUCCAGUCCAAGCCCACCCCCACCUCGCCUUCCGCAAAACUGUGAGCAAAAAGCAAUAGAAGCCUCGCCCCCGCCCCUCCCCUUUCCGCAGGAUUCGCGAGUCUGUAGCCUUCCCCACCCCAGCUCCUAGACUUCAUGGCCGUCCCCACCCACACCCUACACCUCCACUGCACAACUGUGGCGGGGGCGUGACCCCCCCUUCUCUGUGAUUUCUGUAUCGUCAGCCCUUCCAGCAGCCGGGGAGGGUCUUCCAGUUCCCAUCACCUCUUUCUGCUUGAUAAUGUAGCAGCCCCAGGCCUCGUUCCUCCAUCCUUUUCCUUUCCCUCUCUCUGACAAUAAAAGUCUGGAUUCGUUCUGCCCUCC